AUCAAGACUUCCUUCUGUGCUCCUGGAGAAUACCUCCUGCGCCAAGGGGAUGCUUUGCAAGCAAAUUAUUUUGUCUGUUCCGGCUCAAUGGAAGUUUUGAAGGACAAUAUGGUGCUGGCAAUUCUUGGUAAAGGUGAUCUCAUUGGUGCUGACAUCACCAGCAAAGACCAGGUGGUUAAAACAAAUGCUGACGUGAAAGCGCUAACAUACUGCGACCUGCAGUACCUCACUCUACGAGGGCUUCUGGAAGUACUGGAACUGUACCCUGAGUAUUCCAGCAAAUUCAUGGCAGACAUCCACCAUGACCUGACGUUUAAUCUACGGGAAGGCAGUGAGACCGAUGGCUACUACAGGUUUUCCCGUUCACCACGACUAUCACAGCCACGCCCAGAAUCUGGUACUACCCCUGAUAAGAAGUUAGCC
Molecule: messenger RNA, 423 nt
Organism: Staurois parvus
Lineage: Eukaryota; Metazoa; Chordata; Amphibia; Anura; Ranidae
Source: the annotation of a GenBank genome assembly